Messenger RNA from Trematosphaeria pertusa, 650 nucleotides. RefSeq lists its product as uncharacterized. The transcript has 2 exons. The coding region runs from base 215 to 520 and encodes 101 amino acids. The record is from RefSeq and is a predicted model, not a curated record. NCBI's taxonomy places the organism in Eukaryota, Fungi, Ascomycota, Dothideomycetes, Pleosporales, Trematosphaeriaceae.
CUUCUAUCUUCAUGUCUAAUGCGCAGUAGGCUAGCUUACUGCCACCGAACGAGCUAUCCGGCCAUAUUGCCUCGCAAUUCAUCAAGUUCGCGAGCUCGCACGGAUGAGAAGCAUUGACAUACCGCAGAAGAGCAUGGACUCAGUCGGUCAGUAUGAGGACGUCAGGCUGCGCUGACGGCCAAUGCGGGAUGUAUCCCGCGCGUGGCGUUGCAGUAUGCAGCUUCAAGGCAUGUCCCAUUGUGAACUCGGCCACACGAUUACGCCUAUGGCCCUUCAGGCCAACAAUGCUCCGCUCAGCCUCCCAGAUAGGUGGGAGAAAAUCCAGCUACAGUUCGACCUGUUAACUAGCGCAAUGCCCCAGGCUGAAGACGGUCCUGGAACCAACGACAGCAUAGGUACGCAACUAGAGACACUAUACAGCUCAUACGUCCUGGGGAUACGACUCUAUUUUCACAGAAUUGUUCGCCAUGGACGAUACCCCCAGCCCCGAGACUUAUUUCAUCGAUCUCAAUAUCAAUAGUCUCGGUGGGCGCGGCCACGCUGUUGGUAACAUCAAUGUCAACGACGGAGGAAAUGCAGCAAUCGAGAAGUGGAUGAGCUUGCAUUCCAGUCCACUCAAGCCGGUUCAGCUAUCUUCUGUUCGACCAUUC